This is a messenger RNA of Cinara cedri, 279 nucleotides long. Lineage: Eukaryota; Metazoa; Arthropoda; Insecta; Hemiptera; Aphididae. The record is from the annotation of a GenBank genome assembly.
AUGGCUGCCUUCGAAGUUGCGGCCAGAUCGAAAAAAGAAAAAUACGAACAACUAAGAGCGGAGCUUGUUAGCGAGCAUGGAGCUGUUGAGGUAGUCCCAUUCAUUGUCGGCGUGCUGGGAUCAUGGGACCCUAACAAUAAUAAAUUUAUGCGCCAGUUAUGCAGCCGGAAAUAUGGGGACCUGAUGCGAAAAUUGUGUGUCAAAGAUACCAUCAGGUCCAGCAGAAAUAUAUACAUUGAACAUAAUACGGGAGUUCGGCAGGAGCUGGAUUUAAUUUAG